ACUUCUUUCACAUAUAAGAUACCUAUCAUCAAGAUAUCAACAAGAUAUCAUAUUCAUAUUUUCAUCAACCUUUGACGGCCUGGAUCAUGCCUCGUAUUAAUCUAAUUUUGUUUACUGCCUAAAAACGCGUGCGUUGUAUCUAAUAAACCUGAUGAAGAGUUAAAAGGAGAAGUGCUAGGUUGAGAGAGCGUACCUAUGCAGAUAAAUGAAGGAUGAGCUGUGGCGUCAUGCGAAAUUCAUCGAGAGUCCGAUGUUUCGUCAACGGGCCUACGUGCCUCCAUCAAUUAAAUAUUAACCAGCAAUGCCUUCCAAUUUUGACCGCGCCUUGGACACGUCCAAAGAGAAUGCUCCCAAGUCUGCCUACGACAGUGAGACCUUCGAUGCCAACGUGACAAUUCACGUCGAUGGACUAGUUGGAUCAGCCACUAUAUCGCCAUGUGGUCGCGACGUCGCCCUUGCCUCCCCCGAAGGUUUAGCCAUCAUUGAUCUUGAUGCUCCUUAUAAUCCACCCCGCCGCCUAAGUAGCCAUGGACACCCGUGGUUGGUGGUAGACGUGCAGUGGUCGCCUUUUGCGGCCCGAGAUUACUGGGUUGCCUCGACAGCCAAUCACCGAUGUCUAGUUUGGAACUUGAAUCUGAGAGAAGACUCUACGACCGGAGCUAUCGAGCACUCUCUUCAGGGCCAUAGUAGGGCCAUCACAGAUAUCAACUUCUCGGCUCAUCACCCUGACAUGCUUGCCACCUGUGCGGUCGACGGCUAUGUACAUUGUUGGGACUUGCGGAAACCUAAGCAACCCGUCUUAACUUUCUGCGACUGGUUCGCUGGCGCUACCCAAGUUAAAUAUAAUCGACAAGACCCAAACGUCCUCGCAUCCUCUCAUGACAGGUGGCUGCAUAUUUGGGACGAGAGGAAGCCAUCCACUCCCCUCAAAUCUAUCAGUGCACACACCUCUAAAAUCUACGGCCUUGACUGGAAUCGUAGCAAGGCCACCAGCCUUGUUACUUGCUCUUUGGACAAGAGCAUCAAGUUCUGGGACUACAGCGUAUCCGAAGAGCCGCAGAGGAUUAUUCGGACGGACUUUCCUGUAUGGCGUGCACGUCAUACUCCUUUCGGUUAUGGUUUAUUAGCUAUGCCUCAAAACGACCCCGGAAACCUUUAUUUGUACGAUACUCGACUUAAUGAGGGGGAGGCUUUAGAUGGUGCCAUUGAUCCAUGCAAUAUUUUCCCCGGACAUGGAAACAAUAAGGUAAAGGAGUUCUUGUGGAGGGCCCGGGGGUCUAUCUCAGAUGACGGGAUAGACAAUCGAGAAUUUCAGCUCGUAUCAUGGGGUGAAGAUAACGAACUGCGCCUUCAUAAAGUCGACCAGCCGACUUUAGAGUCCGUUGGUCACGUAAAAGGCUGCAUGGCUCGAAAUAUUAACAUCACAAGAAAAGGAGCAGCAUAUAAGACAUAUAGGUCCGUUGACGAUCACGCUAAUAGAGAGAAGAGAACAACCACUAUGAGCGAUCCUCGUCCCGGAAGUGGCGGGAGUCCAUUUCGCCGUAGCGCUCUUACUAUGGGGAUGCAAACAAUGUCUUCAAACUAUCCUCGUGCAGCCGCCACCAUGCCGAGUUGGAAAGGUCCGUCAAUGAAAGCAAAAACUGUUGCAGGGAAAGUAAUUGAUAGGAGCCUAGACCAGCUUGGUUGGAUGAAAGGUAUCACUAUGAGCAAGAAAUCGGGGCUCAUUAGAUCGUCACAGAGAAAAGAAUCCAGAGACUCUGGCAUCUUCGGGCACAACUUUCACGACGAACACUGGGCCGAGCCUGAAACGCUGCAGGAAGAGAUCGUCCGUGUCAAUCAGCAGAUGCCAAAUGUCACGUGGGACAGCGUAGAUAUGGAUUCUCUUAGCCUCAGAGCUUCCCUGAAAGGUCCCUGGGGCACAGAUGGGGAUACUAUUUUUAUCAAAGUCAGAGUAGAUAUCCCUAAAAACUAUCCGAAAUCAAGGGCGCCGAAAUUCAUGGUUGAGAAGACAGCCUUAAUGUCGGACGAGACGCAUAAGAAACUCGAACAGGAAAUACACCAGCUAGCAAGCCAAUUCUCAAAGAAACGGCAAAACUGCUUAGAAGUGGCCUUUAGUUUUCUUCUUGGAGAAGUUGAUCUAUCUAAUAGCGAUUCACUCUUUAAGAAUGUUAAAGAUCUAGAUGAUGAUAUAGGCGGACUCGCUGAUGAGAGUUCUAGCGAAGAGGAGGAUAAUUAUAUUUCUACGGGCGGUUCCGCAGCUAUGUCUCAGGAGCUGACUGCGAGUACUGAGCUAGAUGCCACUCUUGCUCCGACUAAUAGACCUACUAUACCACCGAUGCCACGCUUGUGUGGCUGUCGCUUCUCGAAUGAUGGGAGGUUGGUCUGUUUUUUUCCUACCAAGGAGGAAAAGGCCAAGAUUUCCUUUUUCCCUACGUCGGACUCUUACAGGGAGCGCCCUAAAGGCGAGCCUAGCUUUGCGGGCUUUGGUAGACUUCAGCAAGAAUCGUCUGCUCCGAGAAGCAGGUACAAUAACGACGAUAUCUCAACAACGGAAGAUCAAUCCGAUUCGGAAGACGCAGAGGAAUCGUCCAGCUCUAGCGACUCGGAAACUACGUAUAUGCAUAAGAUUAACAUGUGGUAUCUACCGGGUCGGCGUUUCAGAAAGACGUUCAGCGGUAGCUACUCUAUGCACUCAAGCGGCGGUGGAACUGGCAUUGGCACGGGCACCGGUACUGGUACUAGUAAACGCCGUCCGAGCAAGCCUAAGAACAUUAUAUCGAUCUAUAAUGUCGCUAAUGAGCUUCCUUCUAUGCAAGAGUUCGCUCAAGAGUAUUGCAUAUUUGGGGAUGGAUCAGAUGUGUGCGCUCAUAAUGCAGCUGUAGCAGAGAAAUAUGGGCGAUCUGAUCUUGUCGACGUUUGGAAUUAUGCAGCAUUAUUGCUUCGAAAAGAUAUCCCUCUCGAACUUUUAGGCGAUGGUCAAGGCAGGGAAUCAAUACUAGUCAUUGCAAAAGAUGCUGUUGCCCGUUUUGGCGAUAAUAGUUCGUCGUCUCUGCGUUCUCACACUGCAGCGCUGACUGGCAGGGUCAAAUGGGGGCAUCAUCCUCUCGCGAGAAGUUUAAUCGAUGACCUUUUCUAUUAUUUCGAUAAGAUGGCCGACGUGCAAAUGCUUGCCAUGCUCUCGUGCAUAUUUAGCGAGUCGUCCGCCGAAGAUAGCGUUGCCUACGCGGAAUCACAUCUCACUCAACCGGAAACGCCUCUUCCUAUGAAAGCACCAUCAUUCUCGUUGGAUUAUUUCCCCACAGACGCAUCACUUUGGCACGCCAGUACCUAUAGUCACAAAAGCCAAGCUAACUCAGCAAUUUCUACCCCCAAAACCCUACACACACCUGUUAAUCUUACCGGCUCGUACGGCUCGGAGGAAGUAACAUGGGGUGGCGACCCGAAAUCCAAUUCUUAUUCCUGUGGGGAAACGCCCCCGGCGUUGACACCUCAUGAGCCAAACGGUGAUCCAACACAGAGCUUAGCCGCAUCGCCAGAUAAUAGACUACUAAGCCGUGCCAACACCGCCUUGACCGCGGGCUUGGCUAGUUUCCCUAGAGCUUUUGCAAGCGUUGCGUCUACAUCUCCGCCUAGUCGGAAACGACCUAGUCCUGGAGAAACAUUCCUGUCUAACCUUGCCCCGACUAAUAUCACCUGGGGGAGUUCAACAGUUUUAGGCCCUGCGUCCGAACCGUCGGGUACCGCACGUAAUUCUUAUUCUGAUGAUGACGUGCGAAGUGACGAUACGCUGCCUCUUUUAUGCUAUGGUAUAUCCACGGAAAUAGAAGACCAGUCCAUAUUCGAUGAUGACGGCUGGCUUGGCGUUCCUUUCCUCGAGCCUUCCCGUCAUGCUAUAUAUGCGAGCUACCGCCAUGCAUACGCAGAAAUGCUACAAAUGUGGAACCAGCCAUUGGCUCGAUUAGAAAUCUUGAAAUUCAAUGUGCUUAAGGAUGAUCCCUCGGGGCCUCGAGCUACAAGCUUUGCAAGCUCGGGGGCUGCGAGCUUCCAUGAGUAUCACAACGUAGAGAAUACGAGCCACAGCUCCCGUUCACAUCACGGUGCCAACUCACCUAUCGUGCUGGGCAAGAAGGAGUUGCUGCAAACGCUGAUCACAUCAGAUAAGGGUAUCGAUGUAACCGGCAUUUGCCGCAUACAUGAGACCCAUCUAGACCCUAUUCGAUCUACACAUGCUGGCGCAACGCUUGGAGGCGCAGUUGGUACUUGCGAUCGUUGUAAACGCACGCAGAUGCAAUUGCUCUGCGUAUUUUGCAACGAGCCUAUCGACGCUCUCUACCCCCCUUGCUUGUCGUGCGGUUGUGCUAGCCAUGAGGCCUGUAUAGAACAAUGGCACGACGCUGGGGAGACUGAGUGCCCUGCUGGCGACGAGUGCAAUUGUAUCGAGGAAGCCAGUCACGGCCAAGUAGAAACGUGGGCCUCGAUUAUGGGAUUCGUAGAACGAUCAAAAAUGCAAAAGCAGUCGGAUUUUGACACGGACAAUGGGCGUAACAUUUACAAGCGCGGCUCAAUUGAUAGGCACGACUGGGAGAAGAUUGCCAGCGGCGCGCAGAUACCCCUUGCGGACGGACAGGGAAAGCCCCUAGACCAGAUACAGCCACUGCAUCAGAACCCGAUGUCCGCUGCCAGGAUCAGCCUCGGGAAUAAACUAAGGAAGUCGGCGGGCAACUGGGGGAGUACGGCCUCGUUGAGAAAGCCGGGGCCGAGCAGCAGUAGACGAUAAUUUUAUACUUGCGUGUUUGUAUAGAUAUAGUGUACAAGUAAAUAGACGAUUUUACAACCCGUCUUAUACGAAGAAGGGGGUCAAGGGAUAAAGGGGUAAUUAUGCAAGCUAAAGGAUUUUUUGUAAUGUGUGGUUUGUAAGGGGUUAUGAUGCUCGCUUAAGAGACUCGGGAUUAUAGCUUUGAGUUAAACUCCUACCAACCACGUGCUUUAUAUGACAAUACUUUCGAAUGCCAAACUCAGAAGUUGAUUACAUUCUUCCC
Messenger RNA from Daldinia caldariorum, 5039 nucleotides. RefSeq lists its product as uncharacterized. Gene Ontology annotation, molecular function: protein binding. NCBI's taxonomy places the organism in Eukaryota, Fungi, Ascomycota, Sordariomycetes, Xylariales, Hypoxylaceae. Bases 302 to 4777 code for a protein of 1491 amino acids. The transcript has 2 exons. The record is from RefSeq and is a predicted model, not a curated record.